AGUAGUGGGUAUUGCGGAAUGGCUGGCGUCCCCACCACUGCGGUCUAUCGCGAACCUGAGUGGUCGGGCCCGGCCAGGUUGCCGAUUUAUCUCGAGUUCAUCUCCAACGGCCAGGUGUUGCGAGAAGUUGAUAUACGCGAUGAAAAGAAGUGUUAUUUUAUGUUCGGUCGGGACCCAGCGGUUUGUGACAUUCCUCUGGGCAAAUGGGAACCCCGGAGUUCCAGGCAUCACGCCGUUCUCCAGUUCAAAGAAGGUGCGGAGUCUUUCUAUUUAUACGAUCUGAACUCGACCCAUGGCACUGUGGUGGAUGGGAAGAGGAUUCCAUCUGGGGAGUAUGUAGAAGUGCAUGUGGGUGAUCAAGUACAGUUCAGCAGUGUGUCGCCGAAGCUCACGUUGGUGAUCCAAGGCCCGGAAGAGCUCCGCCCUCAGGAGACGGAGGUUGAUCUUGCAGCCUUCCGAGAGGAGGCUCAGUCCGAGCGGGAGAUCGAGCGCCAACGGCAUGAGCGUGAUCGAGAGCGGAGACGGGCGAUGCGGCAACAAGAACGGGCAGAUCGUCGAGCUGAGAAGAUAGCGGCGGUGGUCGGGGCCGCCUCGUCCUCCUCAGCAGCUCCUGGCGGGACUGUCUUUCGAGGAGUGAGGGAGGAUGAUGGACUAGAGGAAGCUAUGAUGGAAGCUGAUGCACAGGACGAGCUCACUAAAGAGCUGGACGUCUUCGACGAGACGGGCCUGCAGAUUGACACGCGUAAAUUGGAGCAGUUGCAGCUCAACGACAAGCAACGACAAUUGUUAUUGAAGAUCGCUGAGAAACGGCGAAAGCUCGAGAGCAACCGCGAGAUGUUAGAAACUGCCCAGAUGGAGGCGGGCGGAGGAGGAGGAGGGCCAAGUGUUCCUUCUUGGCGGAAUACUGGAGCCUUUGAGGAUGAAGUUGAGCGGAUAAAAAGUACGCAUCAGAAGAAAUUCCAAGGAGAUGCUAAUAAGCUAUUCAAUAGAGUGAGCCGAAUAGAGGCAGACCUACAGACGAUGACCGACAACUUGUUGCUGUCCCUGGGGGUCAAGAACCCUAUGCGGGACCGGAUGAAAAGGAAGGAGCUCACAAAGCUGUACGACACCGACGUCCUGGCCUUGGACGAGGAGGAUGAUUAUUACGACCAGGCCUCGGCAGAGAUGGCGCGCCGAGAGGCCUCUGAUGAUGGAGCUCAGCGAUCUCAUCACGGGGAGGAGGCAGGCGAGUAUGGCGAUCUACCGGAUGUCGCUGCUGAGGGGGAGACGGCCAAGACUUUGACGGAGAAAAAGAAGGCACUAAUAAGUCUGUUACGGGAAGCUGUAUCGGUGGUGAAGCAGAAGGAGGCACAAAUUGCUAUGAAGAAGGCAUCAGCAUCUCGGGCCGACUCCCUCGAUGCCUACAUGGUUGAGAAUGAGGUGAAGUUGAUGGAAGCCGAGAAGGAGGCUGCCGAGAAGCGCGGAAUGGCCAUCAAAGAUCGUCUCGAGAGUAUAACGAAGUUGCUCUCCCUCGCGAUGGCAGGCAGCACAUCGGUGGAUGAGGUUGAACAGGCUAAGCGGGAGCAGGAGGAGCUCAAGGUGAAGAGGGCGGCUCGAGCUGCUCAGGCUGCGAGGAGGCAGGAAGAGGAGGAGGAGGAAGCCCAACGCCGUAAGAAAGCGAGGAAGGAGGUCCCUACGGAUUCUAUAUUCGGAUUGGAGCUCGAGGCUGAUGAGUUGACGAAAGCCGCAAUAGAGAAGAGGACGGAGCUUAUGCGACAACAACAACAACAUGUGUCGUCGGGUCGGACACUAUCAUCAGGAGUGGCUGCGAUAGAUCCCACUGUAGGCGGCAUACAGGGACGGGGAGAGGCAGUUGAGCCUCAAAUUGAGGAGUCCAAGCCGGAAAAGGAAGGAGCUGGACAUGCUUCUUGGCCGGAGGUUCCCACAACACGGUACGACGAGGAUGCCGAGGAGAGCACGUGGAUGCCGCCGGCUCAUAGUGAUGAAAAGCAGGAAGCACUACGGAAGAAGCUUGGAUAUUGACGAUACGUUUCCAUCAACCUGUAGACAACCAAUCAUUGUGUCCUACUAUGGGAGAUGUGGAGUGUCGGUGUUGCCUCAACACAAAGACGUCAGGCUUUACCUUAGCGUAUACUAGUUGCAAAUGCACUAUACGUAACUGGGAGCUUUCAUU
Molecule: messenger RNA, 2173 nt
Organism: Perkinsus marinus ATCC 50983
Lineage: Eukaryota; Perkinsozoa; Perkinsida; Perkinsidae
Product: Kanadaptin, putative
Exons: 21
Coding region: 19-2022 (667 amino acids)
Molecular function (GO): mRNA binding; protein binding
Source: RefSeq, a predicted model, not a curated record